Messenger RNA from Quercus robur (English oak), 1158 nucleotides. RefSeq lists its product as uncharacterized. The record is from RefSeq and is a predicted model, not a curated record. The transcript has 3 exons. Gene Ontology annotation, cellular component: mitochondrial matrix. Bases 95 to 895 code for a protein of 266 amino acids. NCBI's taxonomy places the organism in Eukaryota, Viridiplantae, Streptophyta, Magnoliopsida, Fagales, Fagaceae.
UCAAAACCCUUAAAACCCUUCGAGUCCGAGAGCCCAAAAUCCUUGUACCCGUGUGACUCUAAAACCCUGUAGGGCUUCUCUGCAAGUCGGAGAAAUGGCUUUCACUUCCAUUCUUCGUAAGUCGGCUUCUUCUUUGACCACACUCGCAAGUCAACUCGCUCGUGGCCAUGGAAAUUACCACUGUGCCCUCUUUACAGCCAUAACCCACUCCUCUUUGAGCCCUUUGGUUCCCAACCUUCACUACUCUUCUGUUUCGAAUAAGCACAGUUCUGAUGAGACCCUUCUACCUGUGAUUCAGUCUAAGAUUCAAUGCUUGCGGGAGACUGAUGGUCAUGGCCGCGUUGAACAGAUUCCAAGUGAUUUUCCUUUUGAAAUCGUGGAUAAGCCAGGGCUUCAGACUCUAACACUGAAAAGAAAAUACCAAGGUGAAGAUAUAGAAGUUGAAGUUCACAUGCCUGAUAUAUUUACUGGUGAAAAUAAUGAUCAUCAUGAUGGGAAUGAUAACAGUGAAAAGCCCAGACUAUCUAUCUUGCCACUAGUUGUUAGUGUCUCUAAGCAGAUGAAACCUAGUCGAAAAGAACGUUUAGGUUUUUACCCAUAUAGGCUUGAGUAUGGUGACAGAUGUCUAGAGUUCAGUUGCAUUUCUUACCCUGAUGAAAUUGAGAUUGACAGCUUGGUAUUUAAACUUCCUGAAAUUUCUGAUGAUGAGAAUACCUAUGAGGGCCCUAGCUUCAUUGAUAUGGAUAAGGACCUGCAGAAGGCUUUCAAGAGGUAUUUGAGAAUAAGAGGAAUCAAGCCCAGCACAUUUAAUUUCUUGCACAAGUACAUGAUCAAUAAGCACAGUAAAGAAGAUUUGAUUUGGAUGAAGAAACUUAAGAAGUUCUUAGAAGCCUGAACUUUUGCCUAAUACAGCAACUUUGGUAGAAGAGAACUCGAAGACGAAGUUUGGAUUAUUUGUUUUCUUAUGCAUAGAGGUAUACUGUUGCUGCAAUUUAUUUACAGUACCUAUCAUGUAAAAGAGUAUGAUAGUUACACACUUGGUCAUUAACAAAUAGUUGUGGCAUGAAAAACUAAUCUAGUUUGACAUUAUGCAGGCUUGUAUUUGAAAAGUUGGUUAAGUUGCUUUGAUAUAAAAAUGAAGGUGUUGUUUCAAUUAAA